Messenger RNA from Candidozyma haemuli, 2508 nucleotides. RefSeq names its product ATP-dependent 3'-5' DNA helicase (gene HMI1). The record is from RefSeq and is a predicted model, not a curated record. The transcript has a single exon. Bases 1 to 2508 code for a protein of 835 amino acids. Gene Ontology annotation, cellular component: nucleus. Gene Ontology annotation, molecular function: ATP binding; 3'-5' DNA helicase activity; DNA binding. Gene Ontology annotation, biological process: recombinational repair. NCBI's taxonomy places the organism in Eukaryota, Fungi, Ascomycota, Pichiomycetes, Serinales, Metschnikowiaceae.
AUGGCUGAAGGAAGAAACCGAGCAGAUGUCGAGGGCGUCGAGCUCGAAUACGCCGAGCUCAUAGAGCAGACAAAGAAUUUGGACAUUUCAGGGUCUGAGCUGAAUUUGAAUGUGACUACUGAGGAGGUGGAAGAGGCAGCAGCAGCGGCAGCAGCCGCAGAGUCUCUACCUGAGAUGGAGCCUGUGGAAUUGGAAGAUGUGUCGGUGGAAGUCUCAGAUGCACAGUAUGAGGUGAUUAAAUAUCCAUUAAAUAUGGACGAGAUUAUAAGCAUGAAGGCAGGGCCUGGUUCAGGUAAGACAUUUACCCUUAUGGCUAGGAUAGCGCGUCUUAUAGGGAAGGAGAUUGUCAAGCCGAGCGAGAUCUUGGUGCUUUCCAUGGCCAAUCGGUCGGUGAGUGCUUUAAAAAAGCACUUGGAGAAACUAUUGGGGGCCGAGCUUGCUUCUCAGGUGGAGAUAUCUACGUUCCACUCGUUCUGUGGCUCGGUGGUGGACCAGUACGCUCAGGUCAUUGAUCCUAAUUUACCAAGAAGACGACUUCUAGAUCAAGCAGGCUGGAGAAGUGUUGCUGAAUUCUUUCUGCAAAAGACUGUGGUGCUCAAUGGGCAUUCAAUUGGAGCAACGCUUUCUCCUGCUAGGUUCGAUAAGCUACUUACUGAGAUCGCCAAUGGCACUACUACCACACAAGAAGCUGCAGAAGCUAACAAAAUCCCGGUUGAUUACCUUGAAGGCAUCUUUCAAUAUAUGACUUCCCACGGGAUGAUGCGGUAUAACGAUCUUGUCACCCUUGCACUCAACGUGAUGGAUAAGUCGCUUGAACGAGGGACCGAUGACUACCUUCUACCUCGUAUUGCUACCUACAAGAUGGUAGUUGUGGAUGAGUUUCAGGAUAUGUAUCCUUUGCUUUUGUCGGUCAUUAAGGCUGUGGUUGGAUACCCUACAUUUGAGUGUGAACCAUCGCUGAAGAAGAACUUGAUUAUAGCCGGUGACCAAAAUCAAAGCAUCUACGAGUUUCUCGGCUCUAGUCCCGACUCUAUGGAGAAACUCGAGGCGCAGCUUCCAGAUAUGAAGGUGACGGAAUUGCCCUUGAAUGAAUCAUUUCGGUGUAGCCAGGAGAUCUUGGAUGCCGCUAUCGUUGCUUCCUUCAACAAAGAGAACACAGGUGAAAACACUAUCAAAUCAAUGAAACCACUUCCGAAUAUCACAAAGCCAGUGGUAUUCACAGAGAUCAGAGGAGACGAACAUAGUAUGGUUGCUGACGAGAUUGUAAGGCUCAUCUGUUGCCUGGGAGGCCUCAUUAACCCUCGAGACAUCGCUGUGCUCACAAAGACGAACGCUGAAGCAGUAAAAAUGCAACAUGUUCUCCGAACAAAUUACGGAAUUGAAUGCACAAAGAUAUCACAGGGUAAUGUUUGGACUCUGUCGAGGGUUAGGUUGUUCAGGGAUAUUUUAAGUGUGAUAGAAGGCGACGCAGACUCAAGUUUCUGCCUCCUAAACCUUCUUAGGAUCUUAGACACUUCCUCAGGAGCCUCUCAAAGGGCGUCUAAGCUAUUCAGUCGGGCCAUGGCAAUGGAGAAUUCACACGAGCACACUUUCUUUGAAGAUUACUUAUAUUCUAAUCUUUCAGAAGACAAGGACUUUGACUCCUUGUUCAAAAAUCAUUACAGCUCGUUGAAGAACAUUGCAGCAUUUCUAAACCAAGUGCAAAAGGAAAGACAGAUUCUUCACGACUACUAUUCACUUGGCUCAAUGACUUACAUGCCCUUGGCUGUCGUGGAAUGUUUACAGAGAAUAUCAGCUCUUGACGGUAUUCGGGAAUUUAUCAACGGUUCAGACAGCUUGCCACACCGUGUAAUACUCGUCUCUUUCAACGAGUCUUUACACUAUUGUUUUGAAACGUACUUGGCUCAAAAAGAAGUCCAGGAUCGAACAUUCAUCGAGUACUUUCUUCAAAACUAUGAUCAAGAAAUUCCCCCAACAAACGAAAACCUGAUUCAAGUGCUGACUAUUCAUUCUGCAAAAGGCUUGGAGUUCCCCAUUGUUUUCGUGCUUGGAGGAUACAGUAACAGUUGGCAAUCAUUUCUCAGAGGGGAAGGGGAAGAAUCAUCCGGUCAAGCAAGACUUCUUUAUGUCGCUAGCACGAGAGCUAAAGAUCUACUCUACUUGAGCAGUCCGAUCAGUCAGGAAGAUUUAGACGGAAAAGUAAAGAGAUGUUUCGCCACCAGGGUUCCGGACCUUGAAAUUGACACAAACCAAGCAAUUGCUACUGGAAUCCAGAAUCUAAAAAUACAAGCGGCCUCCUCCAUUGGCAAUCUGUCGAGCGCCUUAUUAUCCCGCCUACUGAGCGAUCUCGGACGGCCUCUUCCCCUCAACGACAAGUUGAGCCGAGGCAAAGAAUACUACCGAAUUUUCCAACAACAAAGAAACUACCAUUUUGCGAACUACCAGCAGUUGGCAAUAAAAUCACUUCUGCAAAAUACCAAGGCGCUAUUGCGUAAGCUCAAGCCUUAG